AUGCCAGGCGUUUCUCAAAAUGGGGGCAAGAGGAGAGAGUGGGCUGCUUCAAAAUGUUGUGAAGCGGGCAUGGGCAAACUUGGGCCCUCCAGGUGUUCCCACCAUUCUUAACAGCCUCAGGCCCUUCCCCCCUCCCCCCUCAACCACUUAAGCGCAAAACACCUGAAGGACCCAAGUUUGCCCAUGCCAAAGGAUCAGACCUGUGUAAAACGGGGGCAGGAGGAGAAAAGGAAAAGAGUGUUGUUAUUGGGUUGUUGUGCACUGUAAUUGUUACUUUUAGAAUUGUAUGUUGGGCAUCGAAUUGUUGCCGGUUGUGAGGCUGCCCCGAGUCCCCUUCCGAGUUAGAAGGGCAGGAUACAAGUAUGGGAAAUAAAUAAAAUAAAUAUAGCCAUGUUCCAGAAGCUGACGUUUUGCUCAAUUCUAUGGCAGUUAUCUUCAGAGGUUGUGAGGUAUAUUGGAAAACUAAGCAAGGGAGGUUUAUAUAUCUGUUGAAGGUCCAGGGUGGAAGAAAGAACUCUUGUGUGUUGGAGGCCAGUGUGAAUGUUGUAAUUAAUCACCUUGAUUAGCAUUAAUGGCCUUGCCAGCUUCAUUCCUGCCUGGGGGAAUCCUUUGUUCUGAAGUGUUAGCUACCUCUGAUUGAUUCAUGUCUGUAAUUCCUCUGUUUUCAGACUGUUGUUCUUUAUUUACUGUUCUGAUUUUAAGGGUUUUUAAAAUACUGGUUGCCAGAUUUUGUUCAUUUUCAUUGUUUCCUCCUUUCUGUUGAAAUUGUCCACAUGUUUGUGGAUUUCAAUGGCUUCUCUGUGCAGUCUGAUAUCAUAGAGAGGUCCAGUGUUGCUGUUGUGACUAGAAUUCACCCCCUUCGAAAUUGGGGCCUGAGGAAAUGUUGUUGUUGUGAAGAAAUGUUGUUGUUGCUGCUGCUGCUGCUGCAAGAGCCCGUUUCCCCCCUUUCCUCAAAAUAUUGUCCUCAAAACAGCCCAAAAUGGGGGCAGAGGGAGAUAGCAGUGUCGUGGCAAGAGACAACCAGCCUCAAAAUGGGAUGUUUAUGUCUAUAAUUACCGUAACGCCUUAUCAAUGUCUAUUUUAGGGUUGAUUGAUUUCAUUGUGGUAUUGUUCUAUGUGUCAAUGAUGUAAAUUAUGUUUUCCUUUGAUGCUGAUGUAUCUGUAUUAUUGCACCGUAUGCAUUGUUCCAUUACAAGUGCUUGGUAAACCGUCCCGAAUCCCUUUAGGGAGAUGGUGGUGGGGUAAAAAUAAAGUAUUAUUAUUAUUAUUAUUAUUAUUAUUAUUAUUAUUUUGUCCCAUCAGGAGCAGAUUCUCCGCCUCCUUGAAAUAAGGGUAGGAAGAGAUUUUGUGGCAAAAUGUUGCUGUGAUAGGAUUCUGGCUUGCCCAAAAUGGGGCAGUAAGGAGGGGGAGAGUGUUGCCGUGACAGACCCCCCAUCACAAUGUUGUGAAGGGAGCACACCCUCUCAAUGAGGGCAGGAGGAGGAGGAGUGUUGUUGUGACAGGACAUACCCCCUCAUAAUGGGGAGGGUGCAGGAGAGAGUAUUGCGGCAAAUGUAUUGCCGUGACAAACCCCCUUCGAAAUGUAAAGGGAGCCCCCCUCUCAAAAUGAGGACAGGAGAAGGACGAAAGAGUGUUGUUGUGACAGGAGGUAACUCCCUCAUAAUGGGGGAUGCAGGAGAGAGUAUUGUGGCAAAUGGGUUGCCAUGACAGACCCCACCCCCUAGAAAUGUUAUGAAGGGAGCCCACCCCCUCAAAAUGAGGGCAGGUGGAGGAGGAAAGAGUGUUGUUGGAGAUAGUGUGUGACAGGAGACAACCCCUCCUCGAAAUGGAAAAAAAUGAAGCCUACCUAUUAGGAUAGACUUGCAUGUUUGGUUCAAAGAAGUGGAAGCAGGCAAAACCAGCAAGGAAUAGCUUCACAGCCCCCCUUUCCCACUUUUCCGCCAUAGGGUGGGAGGGGAUAGGGCUGAGACAAUAGGGAACCCUAUGGAGUCACUUGGAGAUUGGUAGCAUUGCUCCCUUUGCAGGUUCCAGCUAUACACUCUUAUAUUCCCAAGGCUUGGGCUCCCUUCACUUUAUCCCCCCUCCCCCUUUCAAAAAUCCUUUCCUUUACUAGGGUGGAGUUGGGUCUGUUUUUGUAGAUGGGCUUUUGUCUGCCUUGUUUCUUGAUCAUUCUUUCUCUAUCCCUGCACUGUAGUGGCAAUAACCUAGACUUUUAGAAAGGAAUUUUGUUUUUUGUUUUUGCUCUUCUACCCUUCCUGGAUGGGGGAUGGGGUGGUGUUUGGAAGACAGCUUGACAAGUGGGUCUCUCCCCUCAUUGGAGACACUCCUGCUCUUGUCUCGCUCCACCUGAUUUGCACAUCUAAGACUGAAAGUGCUUUUAUGGUGCUGUGAUGCUGGAUGUCAUCUCACAAUCAUUGAUGGAUGGUGAUAACUCUACAACAGAUGCUUCUCAGUUGGGAAUUGCUGGGGAUUACAUUGGUGGAAGCCAUUAUGUUAUACAGCCUCAUGAUGAUACAGAAGACAGCAUGAAUGACCAUGAAGACACAAAUGGCUCUAAAGAGAGUUUCAGAGAACAAGAUAUAUACCUUCCAAUUGCAAAUGUGGCAAGGAUAAUGAAAAAUGCCAUACCUCAAACAGGAAAGAUUGCUAAAGACGCAAAGGAAUGUGUACAAGAGUGCGUGAGUGAAUUCAUCAGCUUUAUAACGUCAGAAGCAAGUGAGAGAUGUCACCAAGAAAAACGGAAGACUAUAAAUGGAGAGGAUAUUCUCUUUGCCAUGUCCACCUUGGGAUUUGACAGCUAUGUUGAGCCGUUGAAAUUAUAUCUGCAGAAGUUCAGAGAGGCCAUGAAGGGAGAAAAGGGUAUUGGAGGGGCAGUUGCCACAGCGGAUGGGCUCAGUGAGGAACUCACAGAAGAAGCAUUUACUAACCAGUUGCCAGCAGGUUUAAUAACUACAGAUGGCCAACAGCAAAACGUUAUGGUUUAUACAACAUCUUAUCAACAGAUUUCCGGUGUUCAGCAGAUUCAGUUUUCAUGAUGGAAGAAGGCCUUGGACUUGGGGACAUGAGAGAGAUGGUCAACAAACUAGCGAAUGCUAGAGGAAAGGAAAAUUUAGUUUGAAAUGACUGGUAAAAAAGAGAAAAAUGUCACUUUGUAUAUUCAAUAGCUGUAAUGUAGCUGCCUGAGGCUUGACUAAUUGAGGUGUGAACUCAAAUCUUUUUUCAUGAAUGAUUUUAAAAGAAAUUGGAUUUUAAAGGUAUUAAACUAUUUUUGUUUUGUACAAGUUUGUUGCUCUGUAUAACUCCUGUAUGCAUUGUAUAUUGCAAUUUACUACUGUCAGAGAUUUGUAGACAGUUUCUUAUUUUCAUAUUGAAUCAUGUUACUUUUGUAAUUCUAGUAAACAGCUGGGUUUAAUUCUUGUUUUACCCUUUGAAUAAAACAUAAGGGUACAGUUCAUCUUGAAUGCAAGUUGCCUUUCUUAUAAAAAAAUUAGAUGACCUUUUCUUUUGUAACUGUCUUGCAUGACUAAGUUACAAUAACUAUUUAUUAAUAUUUUAACUUUGAAAGGGAAUUCCUCAAGCGCCAGCAGUUCAAAAUCUCCCAGUUUUUAAAAUGUAAUAAUAGAAUUCAUGUGAAUCUGGAAGAAACCAGUCUUAGAACUUAGCAUUAGAAGCUUGAGACAUAAUCUUGGAAGAGCUGCUUUGCACAACUUAAAUAAAAGAGAUGGGAAUUUGACAGUCUACUUGUGUGCAGGGCUAGUUGUGCUGAUUGUCUGGAGCCCAGCAGCAGUGUUAACUGUACUUUGUAGUGCAGUCUGUUUUGCAAGAACUAGAACUAUGUAGUACAAUUUUUGUUGAUCCCAUUGAUUUAGAGGCAUUUGUCUCAUUGUUUUUGAAAUAAAACCCUUUUUAAUUUA
This is a messenger RNA of Anolis carolinensis (green anole), 3914 nucleotides long. It is a transcript of the gene nfyb, whose product is annotated as nuclear transcription factor Y subunit beta. The transcript is spliced from 7 exons. The record is from RefSeq and is a predicted model, not a curated record. Gene Ontology annotation, molecular function: protein heterodimerization activity; RNA polymerase II cis-regulatory region sequence-specific DNA binding; DNA-binding transcription activator activity, RNA polymerase II-specific. Lineage: Eukaryota; Metazoa; Chordata; Lepidosauria; Squamata; Anolidae. Gene Ontology annotation, cellular component: CCAAT-binding factor complex; nucleus. The coding region runs from base 2391 to 3035 and encodes 214 amino acids. Gene Ontology annotation, biological process: regulation of transcription by RNA polymerase II.